UAAACCAAGAUUUGGUUGGAGCGUCAUGGCCGACCUGUCUGAUCCUGAUUUAGGAGCAGCAUAUUACAGGUCUAGCGACCCUGUCAAAAACUUAAAGAUACGUGUAAAGUUGAGUAGGAUAUCUUCAUCAAACAUUGUGCCACAUAGCAAUUUAGAGCAAGAUGGCUCAAAUCUGGAGAUGCAGAAGGUGCAGGAGAGCUUGCAGGACAUUGAAGAAAGGGUGUUUGAUUGGCAGCAGAAAGAAUUCAGCAAGCACGAAGUGGAUUUGUACCAAAACAUUGCAAAUUGUACAACCCAGCUAGAGAAGGACUACAAUGCCAAAGUAACAGAAAUAUUAAACAAAGGUCCACAAAACAACAGAUUGUUCACAUAUGUAGACCAUGACAAGUUUUCGCAACAGGAUGAAGCUGUAUUUUUCAUGACAAAUUCACCAAAGGAAACGCCUACAAUCCUUGCUGACAAAAUGGCACAUCUACGCAGGCGAAAAAUUGGUGGUGGCAAAAAACCAAGAGAUAGAGGUAGUGCAUUUGUUCCCAAAUUUAACAUUGUGGAAGAGGUUCCAUCUGAAGAGCUCAGAAACAAAAACCACAUCAUGGCAGCCCCAGCACAAGUCAUGUAUAUCAUGGCAGACCUUGGUCCCAAGGACAGGCCUUUUGAGGAGGGAGAUGAAGUGGUUUUGUGUUCUCUACAGCUGGAUGCUAAUGGUGUCCUCUGCAUCCGACCAGAUUUCAACAGAGGAAGGAAACCUUAUGUUGCUGAGACUGCCAGUCUGGGAAGAGAGGUUUUUGAAUACACGAUUGAACACGAUUCCAAAGUAAUGAGUAGACAGGAACAGGACAAAGAGAUCAAAAUGUACAGAGAAGUAUACGGUCGUCAUAAAGACUUCCUGUCUGCCUGUGUGGGACAUGAAUUUGAACUUCCACCUCCAGAAGUGUUGAGGCUUUUGGUCUGUGGAGAAAUAGAGAAAGCCAAGAAUUUUGAAUAUGAUGAUCUUUAUAUUCACUUCUUUGUUGAUAUUCCGAAAAACUGGAAGGUAGAUCGACAUCAACAAUUAUCCUGGGUUACUCAGACAUGUGCCACUAAAGUGGAAGGCAGGGAUAAUGUAGCACAUUUCAGUUUUCCAUUUGAGUUUGACAUGUUUUAUAAAGAUGAAAGUUACAGUGAUGAAAACAAAGAUCCCUUUCCUCACUUUCCAUUCAUCCUGAUGGAGGUGUUGUCCUUGGAUUCCUGGAAUCGAUUUAGAACAGAAGGCUACACUUAUGUAGCCAUUCCACCUCGUCCUGGAGUGUACAAGGAGACUGUCCACUGCUGGCGCCCCCUGGGGACAUCAUUUGUGUCGGAGAUGAGGAGGUUUUUCAUUGGUGGAACUCCGGAGUUGGAGGAUUCCACUUACACUGCAAUUCCCUCCACAUUUGAUGGACCUUAUUUAAGCAAGUAUGGAUUUCGUACAGAAACAACAGGGAGUGUGGACAUAAAAUUCAAUGUGAUAAUGCAGUCUAGGUCCUUUUUGGAGAAGAAAGCCAGUAAGAAGUCUCUAGGUUCUCUAUUGGAUACUCUUGGAAUCAAUACAGUGCAGCAAAACAUACAGUCAGUUUUGGAUGCUUUCAAGAAAGCACGACAUAGGAUGGUGAUUGCAAGGGAAAAUGCCACCAGGGAGUUACUGAAGGACUCUAAACACAAAGACGAUUUGUUUUCACGGACCAACAGAUGAAUUAAUGUACUUGCCAGCAAUUUGUAACCAAGCAUUGAAAUCAUAUCUUUGAAGAUGGAGAUAGUCUAAAUGAAACCACUGCAUGGUGUAGUAGGUGGGAACAUGUAGUUCAACAGAGAGAUUAUAUGGUAAUGUAGCUCUACUGUUGUUGUGCCAAGAAUGGUCGACUGAACGCGAGGGAUUCCACAACAUUGUGUGGGGAAUGUACAGUACUCUGAAUGACUUUAUUUAUAUGCAUUGUAAAUAUUCUAUUGUUUCCAUAGUUGAUGUUGAAUAAAUUACAAUCCGUCCAUGUACAAAAUCAA
Messenger RNA from Ostrea edulis (European flat oyster), 2016 nucleotides. RefSeq names its product tectonic-like complex member MKS1. Bases 26 to 1711 code for a protein of 561 amino acids. Gene Ontology annotation, biological process: cilium assembly. NCBI's taxonomy places the organism in Eukaryota, Metazoa, Mollusca, Bivalvia, Ostreida, Ostreidae. Gene Ontology annotation, cellular component: MKS complex. The record is from RefSeq and is a predicted model, not a curated record. The transcript is spliced from 19 exons.